Messenger RNA from Folsomia candida, 3558 nucleotides. RefSeq lists its product as uncharacterized. Gene Ontology annotation, cellular component: signaling receptor complex. The record is from RefSeq and is a predicted model, not a curated record. Gene Ontology annotation, biological process: positive regulation of kinase activity; protein phosphorylation; multicellular organism development. Gene Ontology annotation, molecular function: transmembrane receptor protein tyrosine kinase activity; ATP binding. Bases 236 to 3511 code for a protein of 1091 amino acids. NCBI's taxonomy places the organism in Eukaryota, Metazoa, Arthropoda, Collembola, Entomobryomorpha, Isotomidae. The transcript has 12 exons.
UGCUAUACAAUACCAUAUUACGAUUUGAUUUAUUUUAAUUCAACUUGGCCAACUUUUCCGGAAAUUGUGGUUUUCCGUGGAAUUCUAACCUGCGUCCAAAAAUGUGGGCUGUUAUUGACGAACAUACAUAAUACGCACGCGACAUUUGUAACAAAGAAUGUUCAUUGUCCAUAAAAAUAUAUUUCAGAUAAUUUCUACGAGUAUCUUAUCAAAUAAAUAACUGCUCGAAUUUGUCAUGUUGCCCAAAAAAUUACAAAUUCUUCCGCGUCACAACGACAUUUUUUACAAGAUACUGAUCACAACUUGCAUCACAUUUCUCACGUUCAGAUUUGUUAAUUGCUUCCACAUUUCUGCCUACACUGAGCCAAAUUUCAAAGGAACUGAAACCAAACUAUUUGUGAAUGAUUGCUUGCCCGAAAUUCCGGAACAUUUAAAGGAGAAAAUUGUCUCUCUUAAAACCUUUGGGAAUUGUGUCAUUGUUUACGAAGGCGAGCGAUGCAACGCUUCAAGGAUGUUAAAAAUCGCGUCAGACGAUAUUACCUCCAGUUCGGAUUUGUCUCGGAACUAUUUCGUCACUGAUCCCGGAGUUCUUUCAGUUAGCAAAUGUUACGAUUGUUUAUUUCAACCUGGUACUGCAAAUUGGGAGAAGGUGGAGACGUACAUUUUCACAAUGGGAAACGGAGUCAAUAUGACGGCAGGAAAUCGCUGGAUGUUCAACUCGUCUGAAUUCACCUCCCUCUACAACAAUACUUGCGGCGUUAUCCCCACCGACGUUAGCACCUUUUCAAAUUUAGCGGUCAAUGUGGUUGACGUAUGUGUCCAAUUCUACAGCAAUCCUGACUGUAGCGGAGAAGACAUUCAGCUAUUGGGGACCCAUGACACGAGGGAACUGACGCAGAGAGGAUUUCACUCUCCUGUGAGAUCUUUCAGUCAUUGCAAUUCAAAAUGUGUGGACAACCCGGUCGUGAGAAAUGCGAUUGGUAGACUGAUUUUGGAAGGGGAGCCGGAUGAUACCGGUUUCCGGUUGCUUCAUGAAUCGGGUAAAACCCACGAUGUCGGAGAUUACAUUCUCGACAUUUACAAAUGUUACAAUACAUUUGAGGAAGACAGAUCUAGGGUUCGUCGCGUCGGAACGUCCGGUUUGUGUCUCGUGCUCUACCCCAACAGUUAUUGCAACAGAUAUCCCACCGUUUAUCGUCCCACCGUAUUAAACGGUACUCUGUCAGGAUCUCACAAUAUCAUGGAUUUUGACAACCCGAGUGAUUCUUCUGGCGUGAAAUCGGUCAUGCUUUGUUCCGAAGUGCUCAAAUCAGAAGCAUACCCCGCCACGUUAGCAGGAUUUUUAUCUCCGACUCUGGAAUUAUUCGAAAUUUCGAUUUUCAACAACACCGAUUUCCAAGGACAUAAUAAUUCUUUUUCGACUACUGACUGUAUCCUGCUUCCCAGCAAUAAUUUUCCUCUCGAUUCAAUGGUAACGCACCAUUCCUGUGUUACGGUAUUUACUGGAUUGAACUGCACCGGACCAAGUGAUACCCUGUUUCCUGGGUCUCCGAUUCUUCGCGAUUUCGGCCUUAUCAGUACUCAAUGGAAAAUUCGGAGUGUUCGAAAGUGCAGGGAUGAAGAUCAUCUACGAGAUAACGGUCCAUAUUCGUUUACCAUGACGACCCAUCAGUUCGAUUCCGCUUGGACGAUUAACUCAACAAACAGUACUUCUAGUGAGGACAACUGUUGGGAAAUCCCAUUCUAUUACCGCUCAGGAAGUGUCCGAUCGGUCUUCGUGCAUGAAGGAUGUGUCCAAAUCUAUCGAGAUAUCAACUGUUCCCCGUACGCACAAUCUGUCCGAAUCCGACCCAACUUUGACGCCAGUGAUCUGGGGAGAUGGAAUUUCGAAAAUUUCUUCAAGUCAAACACCGUGAUCGGGUCUUUCAGUAGGUGUAAUUUUAACGGAAGCAAGAAAAUGGUGUUGAAAGAGGAAAAUCAAGAAUGGGAGCAUCACCACGAGGGAAUCGUACUACUUUUUAAAUCAGGUGUUACCCAAGCCUUCUCCCUCAUCUCAUACUGUGAAGCUCUCGAUGAAGACCACAAUUGGGCUGAGGACUCCUUACAAUUGAUCACUGCUAAAUCUGUCUGCAUUUAUCUUUACACCGAGAAAGAGUGUAAAAUGGCGUCCAACUUGACGCCUCAUGUACUAAACAUUACGGAUACAGAGGGAGUCGUGACGAUAAAUUUUACCGGAAAUCCGCUCUGGUCAAAUCCAAACUAUUUGCCGAGAUCCGCGAGUAGCUGUAAAAUUUAUUCAUGGGCGCAUUCAGUGGCUCGUGCAAAUCUUAGAAAUGAUUUCGGCCCGAACGUAACGCAGGAAAGUAGCAACGUGCUACUAUACGUCGGAAUCCCAGUGAUUAUCCUGGUGUCAAUCGGAACGAUAGCUUUUGUCUUAAUUAUGCGAAAUUCUUCGAGGAAGAGGAAACUAUGCAAGUCGGAGAUCGACGCGUUCUACAAUGGUUCUGAUGCUGUGAGUGCAAAUAAUGACGACGCCAUUCAGAACAUGGCGGUCAACCGAGUGUACGAAAUAUUGCCGAAGGAUUUCAUUUACGCCAAUUCUGAGGACAAGUCACCCAUUGUGCUGGGAAGUGGUACAUUCGGUGUGGUUGUUCAAGGGGUAUUGCACAGCGGUUUCGUUGAAGAAUCAGGUCUUCCCAUUAUCAAGGACGUCGCCAUAAAAACGCCACGAAUUGGUAUAACUGUGGAGCAAAUUAGGGCGCUUUUGGCGGAGAUUAAGAUCAACAUGUUCGUUGGCAAGCAUCCCCAUAUCGUCGAGUUUUUGGGAUUCUGCAUCGCAGAAGUGCAUCGAGGCAAAGUAAGCAUAAUUUUAGAAUUAUGUGAAAAUGGAAGUCUCCUGAAAUACGUUCGAGAUCAUGCCAAACAAUUCGAAGAAGGAGGAAAUCUAAGAGUAGUAAAUGCCCCGGAGGAUGGAGGACCAAAUUAUGAAAAUAUGGAGUGUUUCAGCCGUAAACAACUUGUGACGUGGUGCAAAGAAAUCGCUGAAGGGAUGGAUUUCCUUGCAAAUAACAAGGUCCUCCACGGCGACCUAGCGGCGAGGAAUUGUCUACUUGAUGGGAAACUUUCCAUCAAGAUUACUGAUUUUGGACUAUCUCGGAAACUAUACGAUUAUGGAAAUUACGUCAAAAAGGGCAAGGCCUUGCUCCCCUGGCGCUGGAUGAGUCUCGAGUCACUAAAAUUGUUCCAAUUUUCCGUCAAGUCGGACGUCUGGUCAUACGGAGUGACCAUGUGGGAGAUUUUCAGUUUUGGAGGCCUGCCAUAUCCGACGCUCACGUGGAACGAUUAUUUUAUCGAAAGUCUCACCGCUGGGCUGCGACUUUCACCACCAACCAAUUGCCCCGACGAAUUAGUUGCACUGAUGCAGAGUUGCUGGCUUUCCGAUCCAGAUCAGAGACCAGAUUUUUCUCAACUUGCAAACACGAUUGCAGAAUACUUGAAAACUGUGGAGUGAAAUUAAAAUUUGCCUUAAUAAAUUUAAAUCAGAAUUUGCUUCUUCAA